AAUAUUUGCAGAUGGGGCGGCGGGCAGAGACGAUCAUCCUGCCACUAGAGCUCCUCCGCCAUUUAAAACCAUCAGAAUUCAGCGACGCACACGAGUACCAUCAAUGGCAGAAGCGGCAGCUCAAAAUACUCGAAACGGGGCUCAUAAUCCACCCUUCAAUCCCGCUCGACAAAUCCGACACGUCAGCCGCAAAGCUGAGGGCCAUCCUCAAAUCCGCCGAGACAAAGGUGGUGGACACGGGCAAGAACUCCGAGACCAUGCGGGCCCUCUGCAACGCCGUGGUUGCACUUGCAUGGAGGAGCCCGGAUGGCGGGCCCACCGACAUCUGUCGGUGGGCCGACGGGUACCCACUCAACGUCGAGAUAUACCUCUCUUUGGUCCGCUCUAUAUUUGACACGAAAGACGAGACUUUGGUGCUCGAUGAGGUCGACGAGCUGCUCGAGCUUAUGAAGAAGACGUGGUCGACUUUGGGGAUGAAUCGGUCGAUGCAUAAUUUGUGCUUCGCUUGGGUGCUUUUCGAACAGUAUGUCGUGACGGGACAGUGCGAGACCGAUCUCCUCGGGGCGUCACUUACGAUGUUGGCCGAGGUAGGUAAUGAUGCUAAAAAAGUCGAUAGAGAGGAAGUUUAUGUGAAGAUGCUUGCUUGUGUUUUGAGUGCAAUGAAGAAGUGGUGCGAGAAGAGGUUGCUCGAUUAUCACGGGAAUUUCGACAAGGGCACGGUUGGAAUUAUGGAAAGUAUAGUCCCUUUGGUUUUCUCAGCCGGCAAGAUACUUGAAGAGGAUGUUCCGUGCUAUGUUACUUCACCGCAGGAAAAGGGAGACGAUUAUUCGAGCGGGAACAAAGUCGAUUAUUACAUUCGAUCGUCUUCACGAAACGUUUUUGCCAAGAUGCUCGAGGACCAAAACGCAAACGGUACGACAAUAAUCGAGGCGGCGAAGGUGAGCGAGGUGCUGAUAAAACUGGCAAGAGAAACCGAAGAACUGGCGUCGAAGGAGAAGGACAUCUUCAGCCCGGUUCUGAAGAAGUGGCACCCGGUCUCCGCCGGCGUCGCCGCCGCGACACUCCACAGCUGCUACGGGACUCUGCUGAAGCAGUACCUGACGGGGGUUUCGUCUUCCUCCUCCUCCUCCCUCAUGAACGAAACCAUCCUCGUCUUGCAGAGGGCCGGAAAGCUCGAGAAGGUUCUUGUCCAAAUGGUCGUGGAGGAUUCCGCCGACUGCGAGGACGGCGGCAAGGCGGUGGUGAGGGAGAUGAUCCCGUACGAGGUUGAUACCAUUAUACUCAAAUUGCUGAAGCAGUGGAUCCAGGAGAAGCUCAAGUUGGGGAAGGAGAAUCUCCAGCGUGCAAAAGAAACCGAAACAUGGAAUCCCAAGUCCAAAACAGAGCCUUAUGCACAUUCAGCUUCAGAGAUGGUCAGAUUUGCCAAGGAAUCUAUUGAGAGUUUCUUCGAGAUCCCGGUCAACGUUUCCGAGAAUUUAGUCUACGACCUCACCGACGGCUUAGAGCAUCUCUUCGGAGAUUACAUCACGUUCAUCGCAUCGUGCGGAUCGAAACAGAGUUAUCUCCCAACGCUUCCUCCACUAACACGUUGCAACCGCGACUCGAAGUUCCUAAAACUAUGGAAAAGAGCCGCAUGCAAAGUCGGACUAGAGGAUCCAAGCCAUAGCAUGCACGGAGAGUCCGACCAAGCCAACCACCCUCGCCCCUCCACGAGCCGCGGGACCCAACGCCUCUACAUCCGCCUCAACACCUUGCACUACAUCCUCUCCAAGCUCCACUCCCUCGACAAAACCCUAUCCCUCUCUCCGAAAGUGACCCCGCCAAAAACCCGCUUCGGGAACCGGCGGCAGCUCGGCAGUUCCUACUUCGAGCACAGCCGUUCCGCCAUAAAGGCCGCCACCCAGCACGUCUCCGAGGUGGCGGCCUACCGGUUAAUAUUCCUCGACUCGGGCCCCGUUUUCUAUAGCAGCUUGUACGUCGGAGACGUAGUGAACACGCGUAUAAAGCCCGCCUUGAGAAUACUCAAACAAAAUUUGACUCUUUUAUGCGCAAUAGUGACCGAUAGGGCUCAACCGUUGGCUUUGAAGGAAGUGAUGAGGGCUUCGUUCGAGGCGUAUCUAAUGGUUUUACUGGCCGGUGGCGGAUCAAGGAUUUUUUCGAGAUUGGACCAUGCGAUGAUCGAGGAGGAUUUCGAGAGCUUGAAGAGGGUUUUCUGCGCGUGCGGCGAGGGUUUGAUGGGGGAGGAUGAGGUGGCGAGGGAGGCGGAGACGGUGGAGGGGGUGGUGGCGUUGAUGGGGGAGUCGACGGAGAGGUUGGUGGAGGAUUUUACAAUCGUGGCUUGCGAGUCGAGCGGGAUGGGGGUGGGGGUGGCGGGGUUCGGGCGGAAGCUUCCAAUGCCGCCCACAACCGGGCGGUGGAACCGGACGGACCCGAAUACGAUUUUGAGGGUGCUUUGUCAUAGGGAUGAUAGGGCGGCUAAUCACUUCUUGAAGAGGACGUUUCAUCUUGCGAAGAGGGGUGGAUCUUUAGGGUGAUCGAUCGGUGGUGAUCUAAACGACUGCGUAUUGAAAACGAAUCGAAAAAAAAGGAAGGGGAUUUCUUGAUUUAUUAUAUAUAUGGAGGAAAAAUGUGCAACUUAUAUGUAUGUAUGGUUUUGUGAAGAAAAGUUUGAAGUGUUUAACACAUGUUGAUAUACAUUCUAGUGGUAAAGUCCAAGACAACUAUAGAGAUUGGGAAGACCACUUGUGCUAUAUUUUGUGUCUUCUUUUAUUUAGAGCUAGGUUAUAUAGUUGUGUGAAUAUUGCAAUAAAGUGGGAUUUUAUUUUAUUU
Molecule: messenger RNA, 2829 nt
Organism: Erythranthe guttata (spotted monkey flower)
Lineage: Eukaryota; Viridiplantae; Streptophyta; Magnoliopsida; Lamiales; Phrymaceae
Source: RefSeq, a predicted model, not a curated record